CCAUGACGGAACUUCGCUAUGGUGAGUGAUGAUCAAAUUAGGUGAUGAUGAUGAUGAUGAUGAUGAUGAUGAUGAUGAUGAUGAUGAUGAUGAUAAUGAUGAUGAUGAUGAUGAUGAUGACGACGACGAUGACGACAGCGACGGCGACGGCGACGGCGAUGGCGACGACGACGGCGACGGCGACGGCGACGACGAUGACGACGGCGACGGCGACGGCGACGACGAUGACGACGGCGACGGCGACGGCGACGGUGACGGUGACGGUGGUGAUGAUGAUGAUGAUGAUGAUGAUGAUGAUGAUGAUGAUGAUGAUGAUGAUGAUGAUGAUGAUGAUGAUGAUGAUGAUGAUGAUGAUGAUGAUGAUGAUGAUGAUGAUGAUGAUGAUGAUGAUGAUGAUGAUGAUGAUGAUGAUGAUGAUGGUGGUGGUGGUGCUUGCAAUUUGAAGAUGACAAUUGGUGAUGUUGCUCCAAUUCCAAGGAGGAACAGUUCUUCCUCUGAUGAAAUUGUUGCUCCUUUAUUACCAAAGUCUCAAGGAGAUGAAGUUGCUUAUGAUGAAUUCAAUGGAGCUUCGUUUAGUGGCGCGGUUUUUAAUCUCGCUACGACUAUAAUUGGUGCUGGUAUCAUGGCUUUGCCUGCUACGAUGAAGAUUCUUGGACUUGGACUUGGAAUCACUAUGAUUAUUGUUAUGGCUUUCUUGACUGAUGCAUCGAUUGAGUUCUUGCUUAGGUUUAGUAAAGCUGGGAAGAAUCGAUCUUACGGUGGUUUAAUGGGUGGUUCUUUUGGUAAUCCUGGAAGGAUUUUGCUUCAAGUCGCGGUUUUAGUUAACAACAUCGGUGUUUUGAUUGUUUACAUGAUCAUUAUAGGUGAUGUGUUGGCUGGAAAGACGGAAGAUGGAAUCCAUCAUUUCGGUGUUCUUGAAGGAUGGUUUGGUCACCAUUGGUGGAACGGAAGAGCUGCUAUUCUUCUUAUUACAACUCUUGGUGUAUUUGCUCCAUUAGCUUGCUUCAAGCGAAUUGAUUCUUUGAAAUUUACAUCUGCCUUAUCAGUGGCUCUGGCGGUUGUGUUUCUCAUUAUUACAGCGGGAAUUUCGAUUAUGAAGUUGAUCAGUGGCGGUGUGGCGAUGCCAAGAUUGCUACCAGAUGUUACCGACUUAACAUCUUUCUGGAAUCUCUUCACAGUUGUACCCGUUCUUGUCACAGCAUUCAUAUGCCAUUACAAUGUUCACAGCAUUCAGAACGAGCUAGAAGACGCCUCUCAGAUAAGACCUGUUGUCCGAUCAGCACUUAUGCUCUGCUCAUCUGUUUACAUUAUGACAAGCAUUUUCGGGUUCCUCUUGUUUGGUGAUGAUACUCUUGAUGAUGUCCUUGCAAACUUUGACACCGACCUUGGAAUCCCUUUUGGUUCUAUCCUUAAUGAUGCGGUUCGAGUUAGCUAUGCGCUUCAUCUGAUGCUCGUGUUCCCAAUUGUUUUCUACCCUCUUCGGAUUAACAUUGACGGGCUCUUGUUCCCUUCUGCCCGAUCAUUAUCUACCUCAAAUGUGAGAUUUGGUUGCCUCACUGCCGGUCUCAUCUCUGUAAUCUUCUUGGGUGCAAACUUCAUCCCAAGCAUUUGGGAUGCUUUCCAAUUCACUGGAGCAACUGCUGCUGUUUGUCUCGGCUUCAUCUUCCCAGCUUCUAUUAUACUAAAGGAUCGUCAUGGCAAAGCAACAAACAGGGACACAACCUUAGCCAUUUUCAUGAUCGUUCUUGCGGUAUUGUCCAAUGCAAUCGCCAUUUACAGCGAUGCCUAUGCGCUAUUCAAGAAGAACGCCCCUCGUGAGUAAUCCUGGAAUGAGAAAAUAUGCAGUUUGGUGUUUCUGAAUGAAGAAGAAAAAAAGCGUUUGUUUUUUCUUCUAUGUGAAAUCAAAUAAUGAAGAAGACGAGACCUCUCUUCUCUAUAUGUUUGUACUAUUGUUGUUGAGUGUUCUAAGCGGACUUUUGCUUGCUUCUGGUUAAAUACCACCAUGAGUGUUGUUUAUAGAAUCUCUGUAUAAAAAUGUAAUGCAGAU
Molecule: messenger RNA, 2047 nt
Organism: Arabidopsis arenosa
Lineage: Eukaryota; Viridiplantae; Streptophyta; Magnoliopsida; Brassicales; Brassicaceae
Source: the annotation of a GenBank genome assembly